UGGACGGGCAGCUCUCCACAGAAUCCAGGGGACGGUUGCUGAGCGGGACUGGGACACCGGGUCGCGGCGCCUCCCGCCUGCGCGUGUCUAAUCCAUCUGUCUGGUCCCGAAAGAGCUAAGCCGAGCCUGCGCCGGACGGGUGGGCUGGACUGAGAGAAUCCUCUGAGCUGGUGACAGGUGCCACAGGCACUGGGGAUCUCACCAGAAAGGAACCAACGGAGCUAGGGGCCAGUGAGAUGGCAGACGAGGCCUUAGCUGGGCUGGAUGAGGGAGCCCUUCGGAAGCUGCUGGAGGUCACAGCAGAUCUGGCAGAGCGGCGGCGCAUCCGCUCAGCCAUCCGGGAACUGCAGCGGCAGGAGCUGGAGCGCGAGGAGGAGGCCCUGGCAUCCAAGCGUUUCCGUGCCGAGCGGCAGGACAACAAGGAGAACUGGCUGCACUCUCAGCAGCGGGAAGCUGAGCAGCGGGCUGCCCUGGCACGGCUGGCAGGGCAGCUGGAGUCCAUGAACGAUGUAGAGGAAUUGACUGCACUGUUGCGAAGCGCUGGUGAGUAUGAGGAGCGCAAGCUGAUCCGAGCUGCCAUCCGCCGCGUACGGGCUCAGGAGAUUGAGGCUGCCACCUUGGCUGGGAGGUUGUGCAGCGCGCGUCCCAACAGUGGCUUAAGAGAGGACAGCAAGGGGCGAGUGGCACACAGGCUGGAACAGUGUGAGGUGCCAGAGCGAGAGGAACAGGAACAGCAGACAGAGGUCUCAAAGCCAAUUCCCACCCCUGAAGGCACCAGCCAGGAUGUGACCACAGUGACACUCCUGCUGCGAGCCCCACCUGGGAGCACAUCCAGCUCACCUGCCUCACCCAGCAGUUCACCCACCGCUGCCUCUCCUGAGCCUCCAUUGGAGCCUGCCGAGGCCCAGUGCCUUACAGCCGAGGUUCCAGGCGCCCCAGAGCCACCCCCCAGCCCACCCAAGACCACCAGCCCUGAGCCUCAGGAGUCUCCAACGCUCACCAGCACUGAGGGCCAGGUGGUCAACAAGCUUCUGUCUGGCCCCAAAGAGACCCCUGCUGCCCAGAGCUCCACCAGAGGCCCUUCUGACACCAAGAGAGCAGACGUGGCUGGACCCCGACCCUGCCAACGCUCCCUGUCGGUGCUCAGCCCCCACCAGCCAGCCCAGAACCGAGAGUCCACCCCCCUUGCCAGCAGACCUUCCUCGUUCCAGCAGGCUGGCUCUGUGCGGGACCGUGUCCACAAGUUCACAUCAGAUUCUCCUAUGGCUGCUAGGCUCCAGGAUGGCACACCCCGGGCUGCCCUAAGUCCCCUGACCCCCGCAAGGCUCGUGGGCCCCUCCCUCACCAGUACCACCCCUGCCUCCUCCUCCAGCGGCUCCUCCUCUCGGGGCCGCAGUGAUACCUCCUCCCGGUUCAGCAAGGAGCAACAAGGAGUAGCCCAGCCCCUGGCCCAGCUUCGAAGCUGCUCCCAGGAGGAGGGCCCCAGGGGGCGGGGCUUGGCUCCCAGGCCCCUUGAAAACGGAGCAGGGGGGCCUGUGGCACGUUCAGAGGAGCCUGGUGCCCCAUUGCCCGUGGCCGUCAGCACUGCCGAGCCAGGGGGCAGUAUGAAGACUACAUUCACCAUCGAGAUCAAGGACGGCCGUGGCCAGGCCUCCACAGGCCGGGUGCUGCUGCCCACAGGCAACCAGAGGGCAGAACUGACACUGGGGCUGCGGGCGCCCCCGACCCUACUCAGCACCAGUAGUGGGGGCAAGAGCACCAUCACUCGUGUCAACAGCCCUGGGACCCUGGCUCGGCUGGGCAGUGUCACUCAUGUCACCAGCUUCAGCCAUGCCCCCCCCAGUAGCCGAGGAGGCUGCAGCGUCAAGAUGGAACCAGAGCCAGCAGAGCCUCCCUCUGCAGCAGUGGAAGCAGCCAAUGGGGCCGAGCAGACCCGAGUGAACAAAGCACCAGAGGGGCGGAGCCCUCUGAGCGCUGAGGAGCUGAUGACUAUUGAGGACGAAGGAGUCUUGGACAAAAUGCUGGAUCAGAGCACGGACUUUGAAGAGCGGAAGCUCAUCCGGGCUGCACUUCGUGAGCUCCGACAAAGGAAGAGAGACCAGCGGGACAAGGAGCGGGAACGGCGGCUGCAGGAGGCACGGGGCCGGCCAGGGGAGGGCCGCGGCAACACGGCCAGUGAGACCACCACGAGGCACAGCCAGCGGGCAGCUGAUGGCUCUGCUGUCAGCACUGUUACCAAGACUGAGCGGCUCGUCCACUCCAAUGAUGGCACACGGACGGCCCGCACCACCACAGUGGAGUCAAGUUUCGUGAGGCGCUCGGAGAAUGGCAGUGGCAGCACCAUGAUGCAAACCAAGACCUUCUCCUCUUCCUCCUCAUCCAAGAAGAUGGGCAGCAUCUUCGACCGCGAGGACCAGACUAGCCCACGGGCCGGCAGCCUGGCGGCGCUCGAGAAACGCCAGGCCGAGAAGAAGAAAGAGCUGAUGAAGGCGCAGAGUCUGCCCAAGACCUCAGCCUCCCAGGCGCGCAAGGCCAUGAUUGAGAAGUUGGAGAAGGAGGGAGCGGCCGGCAGCCCUGGCGGACCCCGUGCAGCCGUGCAGCGAUCCACCAGCUUCGGGGUCCCCAACGCCAACAGCAUCAAGCAGAUGCUGCUGGACUGGUGCCGAGCCAAGACUCGCGGCUACGAGCAUGUCGACAUCCAGAACUUCUCCUCCAGCUGGAGUGAUGGGAUGGCCUUCUGUGCCCUGGUGCACAACUUCUUCCCUGAGGCCUUCGACUAUGGGCAGCUUAGCCCUCAGAACCGACGCCAGAACUUCGAGGUGGCCUUCUCAUCUGCGGAGACCCAUGCGGACUGCCCGCAGCUCCUGGAUACAGAGGACAUGGUGCGGCUUCGAGAGCCUGACUGGAAGUGCGUGUACACGUACAUCCAGGAGUUCUACCGCUGUCUGGUCCAGAAGGGGCUGGUAAAAACCAAAAAGUCCUAACCCCUGCUCGGGGCCCCACGGAUGCUAGUGGACUGUGUGCCCCUGGUGGAGGUGGAGGACAUGAUGAUCAUGGGCAAGAAGCCUGACCCCAAGUGUGUCUUCACCUAUGUGCAGUCGCUCUACAACCACCUGCGGCGCCAUGAACUGCGCCUGCGCGGCAAGAAUGUCUAGCCUCCCUGCUCGCAUGGCCAGCCAGUGGCAAGCUGCCGCCCCCACCCUCCGGGCACCGUCCCCUCCCUGUGCGCCCGCCCACCGCUGCCCUGUCUGUCGCGACACCCUCCCCCCACAUACACGCAGUGUUUUGAUAAAUUAUUGGUUUUCAACGA
This is a messenger RNA of Cercocebus atys (sooty mangabey), 3310 nucleotides long. It is a transcript of the gene SMTN, whose product is annotated as smoothelin. Gene Ontology annotation, biological process: actin cytoskeleton organization. Gene Ontology annotation, cellular component: filamentous actin; microtubule organizing center. The record is from RefSeq and is a predicted model, not a curated record. NCBI's taxonomy places the organism in Eukaryota, Metazoa, Chordata, Mammalia, Primates, Cercopithecidae. The coding region runs from base 237 to 2984 and encodes 915 amino acids. The transcript is spliced from 21 exons. Gene Ontology annotation, molecular function: protein binding.